GCCCAAAAUCAAAUCAUUAAUAACAAGGUACAAAAUAAAAGAGGCAAGAAAUUUUGUGAAAUUAAAAUGGGGCCUAGUAGUACUUUAUCAACCAACUCCACCAUGAGUGUAUCAUCAAAAAACUUGAGUUCUCCAAUUCCUUAUCUCUUUGGUGGUCUAGCUUUCAUGCUUGGAGUCAUAGCAAUAGCAUUAUUCAUCCUAGCAUGUUCUUUUCGUAAACAACAUUCAUCUUCUACUACUUCUAGUGAUCAUGAAGAAAAACCAUCCAACAUGCAUGUGGUGGAUAUGGAUCAAGUGAGUUUAGAGCCAAAGAUUGUUGUGAUAAUGGCUGGAGAGAGCAACCCCACUUAUUUGGCUGAGCCGGUCUCAUCCAUGUAUGAAUCUUCUACAAUAGGUAUAUAGUGUAAAAGCAAUGGAGACCGUUAAAUUUAGAGACACAUUUUAUCUUUUUAAAUCAAACAAUUUUUACAACUAUUACAUACAGUUGCCGUAAAUGAUUCAAAUGGUAUAUAAUGUAAAAGUAAUGAAGACGAUUAAAAUAUUAUCGUACAACUGCUAUAGAGGAUUCAAAUUAUACCAUAUUGAUAAACAAGCCCUUUAGUAGUUUUCCUUUUCA
Molecule: messenger RNA, 616 nt
Organism: Cicer arietinum (chickpea)
Lineage: Eukaryota; Viridiplantae; Streptophyta; Magnoliopsida; Fabales; Fabaceae
Product: protein GLUTAMINE DUMPER 5-like
Biological process (GO): regulation of amino acid export
Source: RefSeq, a predicted model, not a curated record